Cyphomyrmex costatus is the source of this 1424-nucleotide messenger RNA. RefSeq lists its product as uncharacterized. The transcript has 4 exons. Lineage: Eukaryota; Metazoa; Arthropoda; Insecta; Hymenoptera; Formicidae. The coding region runs from base 201 to 1424 and encodes 407 amino acids. The record is from RefSeq and is a predicted model, not a curated record.
UCAACGAUCGUUCCAGUAAUCGCUCUCUUAUCAUCGAGGCGAGCAAUUGUGUGUACAAGAUUCGAUUCCGGUAUCUCGACUAUUUAAAAUAAAGGAUUAGAGUAUUACUAACUAUCAUCGCGUAAGGAACACACGUAAGCAACGUCCGCUGCAGAUUCCACGAGAUAAAGACAUCGACAGACAGAGGAAGGAGCAAAAAAAUGGCAAGUGAGAAAAUCGUGUCGGACGAGCGAUUGUACGAUUACUUGCGUACAUACACAAAAUCCAUCAAGCUAUCGGCUCCAAAAUUUCAUAUAACUGAGGGUACCAAUAAAGGUGACAAUUACGUGAGCCUCGUCUGCCGCGCCACGAUCGAGGGCAUUGCUGAAGAUGGCGAGGACGAGAAAAUUCAGCUUAUUCUGAAAACUACGCGAACUUUGGACACCGACGAGAUGCUGACUAGCAGCCGAGUCACAGAUAUGUUCCAACGCGAGCUGUUCUUCUACAAAGAAGUGUUGCCUAUUUUCAAAGAGACUUUGAAGGACCGCGGCGGGAUUAUCGACCGCUUUCCUAUUUUAUACGACGUUAGCGAGGAAUCCAAUAAAGAGAUACUAAUGUUAGAAGAUCUAACGCCUCAAGGUUUUGUGAUGGCUACGUCAAAAAUUUUGGAUUACCCUCAUCUCAGCUUGGCGUUACGAUGCUUAGGUGAAUUUCACGCGUACAGCUUCAUUACGCGUGUCGCGGACCCGAUAAGCUUCGAAAAACUAAAGAUGAAGGAACACUUGUUUACUCAAAAAUUAUACGAUAAUAGCGAGGAUAAGCAGAAGAAUAUGUUAAAAGUGCUCAUUGAUGUCAUUUUCCAGGCUUUAGCGAAUGAAGAUAAACAUUAUAUCGAAAGAUACCAACGAUUCUUAGAAAAUAUGAUGUCAAAUAUGAUUGAUGCAGUUGAUGGAAAAGCCGCUGAGCCGUACGCCGUUGUAAAUCAUGGUGACUCUUGGACCAACAAUAUGCUCUUCAAAUACGACCAAGAGAACAAUCCGUGCGACUUGCGUUUUAUAGAUCUUCAAAUAUGUCGUUACGCAUCUCCUGUCUUAGAUAUAGUUUAUAUGCUUUUUUGCUGCUGCACGCAAGAAACACGAAGUAAAUAUUUCGAUCAGGUGAUAGACGAAUAUUAUGAAGCACUAUCCAGGUGUAUCGAAAGAGCCGGUUAUGAUCCUAAUAUUCUUUUUCCUUACGAAGUAUUAAUUCAACAUUUAACUAAAUUCGGAAAAUACGCAGCGGGAAUGGCAACUUACACUAUACACAUAUUUACCAAUAAUAAUGAGAUAGAAAUAAAAGAUACGUACGACAGUGGUAUACUCCAAGAAAGAAUUGAAAAUGAUAGCUUUUAUAAAAGUAUGUUAAGAGAUACUUUCAAAGAUCUCAUCGACAGAAAUUACAUAUAA